UGUGCGCUAAAGAAGAUCCGCUUUUGGCUGCCAGCUGCAUAAAGCCAAUACAAAGCGGAGCACCUAUACAUGGUGCGCUGAUCGUGAAAUUGGACGUAGUGUCGAUUAGGAAGAUAAGACGGACACGAAACGACUGUCAUCGUCGUCCAGUCGCGAUUCGCGUUUAGCCAUAACACAUUGUACAUGUCCGUCGUCAGCUGUCCGCGUAUAUAUAUAUAUAGGUAAAAGCUGUAUAAGAAAAUAAUCGAGGACAGCCAUAUACGCGGACGGAAAAAUCGAGUCCGAGUAAUCCGCGCGCGCUGCAUCGUGUCGUCUUGUUCAUUUUAUCCGUGCGCGCGAUCGCAUACAUUAUAGGUAGUCAAUUAUAGCUGCGUAUACGAGCGCUCCGUACCCUACACUAUACGUCAAUGUUAUCGUUCUCGCUCGGCGACGAUCCGAAAUUUCAUGAAACAUCGUCGUUGUGACGACGGUUCGCGAGUCAAAAUUUCUUCGAGGAACGAGCGGCCACGGUUGACGCUGCUGCGAAUACCUGCUCUGCGCGCAUCAACGUUUUAUUCACGAUUAGCAAAACCGUCAGGUAUUAAGCACGACGAGGAUGACGUUGAUCGAGGGAGUAGGGGACGAAGUUCUCGAUUUUUUCAUUGUCGUCGGAGUUCUGCUCAUCGGCUGGUUCGCCUGGUGCUCCACUAACAUUUCUGAUCAGCCGAUCAUACGAACAGUUCUUAUACUGCAAGCUCGUACCCGCACACGCUUUCACGCUUUGAGGGCGAAUCAGCAGCAAGCAAGAACUGAAGCCACUGUUCAACAUCAAAAUACGAGUAAUACCGAAAACGAAACGACACAAGUCCAUUCUGCUAAUGAUGCUGAUGCAAGUAACAUGGACAACUCCUCCCGUGAUGUUACAUCAGAAUCUCCUCAAACUGAACAAGCUGCCAAUGAACAAGACAUUAUACGAGCUAUGGACUCUUAUACUAAUGAUAGAAAUCAUGAAAAUUUAGAUAAAAAAGAAGAAAAACCAGUGGACGAGAAAGAAAAGGAAAGCUCUCCUCCCAAAGAAACUGUAGAACCUACGAAAGAAGAAGAAAUUGAUAAUAGUCAAGAUAAAAUAUCUAUAAAAUUAAAAUUUAUCAAUGAUGAUCAAAAAUUGGUCACUGCUGAUCUUAAGGAACUACUUGGUGAUUUCAAAAAGAGACACUUUCAAGUUGAACUUGAUUCUAGAAAAUUAGUUCGUCUAGUCUUUAAUGGCCAUGUCCUCCAGCCAGAUAGUAUUACUUUGCAACAGUGUGGAUUUUUUAAUAACUGUGUAGUACAUUGUUUGAUUCACACACCUCGUCCACCAACAACAGACUCAAUACCUAACACAGCCAAUAAUAAUGCAAGCAACAAUUUAUACUUCAACCCUUCAACGAUUUUUCACGAUAUACCAGCAAAUGGAGACCUAGAAUCAGUGCAAAUUGAGUGGGACCUUAGCAGAGUGUUAGUCACUUGUAUAUUUUUAAUAUUGAGUGCUGCGUGGUUCUUCAGAUAUCAUUAUGCUCAAUUGUUCACCAUCAGCUCAACAGUUGGAUUGUUUGGACUUACUGUAAUUUUUACAGCGUCGUUAUUCCGAAAUUUAUAUGCUGAUCAAGAAACUUUACAGCAUAUUAAUUAGAAAAUUGAGACUUUCUUGCUGGUUGCAAGUGUUUGCGUCUUAAGUUGAAUCCAAGUACCUCACUUGAAAGUUCAUUCAGAAAAAAAUGACUGUUAGAUAAACGUAUUUGUUGUAAAUAUAUUCUUUAUACCAGAAAAACCAGUCAAAUUUUACCAAUGACUUUUUUAAAAAGUGAGUUACAUUAAUAGAAUUCGUACUGUCCCGUCUGGAUUAGAUGAUUGUUUCUAGAUUUCAAUUUUUGAAAAAUAAUGAUUGCCUACAGAAACAAAGUAAAAAAUAAAUAUGUAUAAAAUGUAUAAGAAAAAGUCUUAAGGUGUAAAAAUUUUUUUCAAAGGCAUUUAUUUAAAUUUUUAGAUAAAAACAAAAUGCCACACUUAUGUACAUUUGAGAAUAAAUAAAGUGUUUUAUAUAGUAUUGUUUUUCCAAUUUGCGAGGAACAAUUUGCAUCAUCAAUGUUUUACAACACA
Trichogramma pretiosum is the source of this 2118-nucleotide messenger RNA. RefSeq names its product transmembrane and ubiquitin-like domain-containing protein 2. The transcript is spliced from 4 exons. Gene Ontology annotation, molecular function: protein binding. Bases 596 to 1651 code for a protein of 351 amino acids. The record is from RefSeq and is a predicted model, not a curated record. Lineage: Eukaryota; Metazoa; Arthropoda; Insecta; Hymenoptera; Trichogrammatidae.